Messenger RNA from Phlebotomus papatasi, 663 nucleotides. It is a transcript of the gene Bet5, whose product is annotated as trafficking protein particle complex subunit 1. Gene Ontology annotation, cellular component: TRAPP complex. The transcript is spliced from 4 exons. Gene Ontology annotation, biological process: endoplasmic reticulum to Golgi vesicle-mediated transport. Lineage: Eukaryota; Metazoa; Arthropoda; Insecta; Diptera; Psychodidae. Bases 84 to 521 code for a protein of 145 amino acids. The record is from RefSeq and is a predicted model, not a curated record.
AAUUUUAGAAUCUUAUCAACAGCGGCCAUCAUAUGUAGUAAACAUAAUUUGUUUCCUCCGUGUUUUGCCAUUUUGCAAAGAAAAUGAUUUACAAUUUCUAUAUAUUCGACAAACAAGGAAAUUUGCUAUAUUACCAAGAAUGGACAAGACUCAAGCAAUCAGGAAUUACAUGCGAAGAGGAGGCCAAGUUGAUGUACGGAAUGAUUUACUCAAUGAAGUCUUUUGUCAAUAAAAUCUCACCUACGGAUAUACGAGAUGGCUACAUGCACUACAAGACCAACAAGAAUGCUCUUCACAUCUUAGAAACUUCAUCCGGACUUAAGUUCGUCAUGAACACAGAUACAGCAUCAACAGGCAUAAAAGACUUUAUGAAUCAAUUCUAUUUGAAGAUAUGGUUGGAGUAUGUUGUGAAAAAUCCUUUCUGCCUCCCUGAAAAACCCAUCACAUCUGAGCUUUUUAAGGCAAAGUGCGAUGAGUUUAUCAAACAAUCAACAUUCUACGGCGGCAUCAAGAGUAUUUAGGCUCCAUAUCUCUGUGAUAUCCAUUCCUUGAUCGUGUCAAGAUGGAUCUGACGAGCCAUUAUCACAGAUUGAGGAUCCUGACAAAGACAGAAACUCAUUGACUUUCCACAAAAGAUCAUUCAAAAUAAAUCCAUAUAACUCA